Cydia amplana is the source of this 1454-nucleotide messenger RNA. RefSeq lists its product as uncharacterized. The record is from RefSeq and is a predicted model, not a curated record. The transcript is spliced from 5 exons. The coding region runs from base 29 to 1390 and encodes 453 amino acids. NCBI's taxonomy places the organism in Eukaryota, Metazoa, Arthropoda, Insecta, Lepidoptera, Tortricidae.
UAUAAUUGGUGUAAACUUCUAAUUAAAAAUGAAGAUAACAUUGUUAAUAACGAUGUGUAUGUGUUGUUACCCACUUGAAACUGUACAACAAGAGGGACCGGAUCCUUGGCACAACAAAAAUGACGCAAUACUUCAACAAAAGGAAAAUAUUGAUGUUACACCUGAUCUGAGGAUGUCUUUGCCUCAGGUUAGGACUACAGAAUCCGCAAGUACAGGGAUGAGAGACUGGUUCUUUAAACGAAUGCUAGCCAUUAUAUUAAAAGGAGGGAAUUAUAAAAAAAACGAAGACAACUCAGUUGAAGUUUCAGUUCAAAUGCGAUUUGACGAGAGUCAAUGGACCACUUUAAAUGAUUACCUCAAUCCAAAUGUAGCUCUAUCUGAGGAAAUAUUCCGUCGCUCUGUGGGAUAUGUGGAGAAUGCCAUUUAUAAGCCUAGUGUUUCAGAAAGAAUCGUCAUGGCAUGGAAUGAUUACAUACAAUUUUAUUUGGUGGAAUAUAAGAUGGAAAUCACAAUGGCGUUUGGAAUAUUAUCAGCUGCCGGUGCAAUGAUGUGGCUGUGGAAUCAUAUGUCCCAUAAACACUUCAAGAUUAUUGUUUUUAUUGCACUCUAUUUAUAUGAAGUAUUUGUUUCAUACAAAGAAGCCGAGCAACACGAAUUUGACCGUUACAUGUCAGCAAUUAAUAAAUGUAAAUGGUAUUUCUGGUCAUCCACCUGUGAUGUGCCACCUCCCGACCCUAUCAAGUUCUUGAAAUAUAUGAACCCCUUGAAAAUAGGUGUGAGGAUGUUUACUACAAUUAUAUCUGAGCCCAUGAUCACUAUAAGUGCCACGGUUCAGACAAUAAUUCAUGGGAUAACAGAUGGCAUGUGGUUUCCCCUGAAUGUGAUAAUGACAGGUUUAUUAACUGUAGCUUUUACUGUUAUAUUAGUUGUUCUUCUUGUGAUGAUAGUAUUUACCUAUAUACUUAACAUUCCCUUUAAUCUUAGUUUUCUAUGUGGUUUGUUUAGCAUUGGCGUAAAUGAAAAACGUGGUAGGACUAAUAUAAGUAACGUAAGUGGUAAUCAAAUACCUAGCAUAGAUGGUGGCGGAGAUCGGAUAAGCAGCGCCACCCUAGAUAGGAUAUUAGAUGUAUGUACGCGGGCACUUACUAGUGCACAAAUUAAUAAUACAAGUUCUACUCAAAUCCCACGAAUCCAGGCUGCAAGACCUCUUCAUGUUACUAAUGGAACAAUACUAACAACUUCUUUAAAGAGGUCUUCUAGUACUGGACGAUUGCAUGAUUAUAAAUUUUGCAAUCAUGAUUUCGAACCAUCUACAACAGAUUCUGGAGUUAGAAAAAGAAAUGAUGGGAAUACAAGAUUAAUAAACGAUGGCAGUGGUGAUGCCUUUUAAAAUGCAUGGACCGAAAUGAGCCGAAAUAGAAGUUAUGUUAUGUGGGAAUCAAAUUCAAUUUGAU